This is a messenger RNA of Chaetomium strumarium, 2056 nucleotides long. RefSeq names its product histidine phosphatase superfamily. The record is from RefSeq and is a predicted model, not a curated record. Gene Ontology annotation, molecular function: phosphatase activity. Lineage: Eukaryota; Fungi; Ascomycota; Sordariomycetes; Sordariales; Chaetomiaceae. The coding region runs from base 121 to 1917 and encodes 598 amino acids. The transcript is spliced from 3 exons.
UUGAAACUCGAGGGACCGCGUCCCGUGUUGAUCACUCUUUACCAACACCAUACGACUACGAGAUUCACAUCCCCCAAAGCAGGUUUCGAACUUCUUAUUUGACGACCGCGGUGAUUCGCCAUGGGAAGGCCAAGGCUUAUUAUCCUGGUCCGGCACGCCCAGUCAGAGGGUAACAAAAACCGGGACAUCCACCAGACGAUCCCCGACCACCGUGUCAAGUUGACUCCGAAAGGAUGGCAGCAGGCAUACGAGGCGGGCCGGCGGCUGCGGGCGAUGCUGCGCGCCGACGACACACUGCAAUUCUUCACCAGUCCGUACCGCCGCACGCGCGAGACGACCGAGGGUAUUCUUACCACGCUGACGAGCGACGAGCCUGAGCCCAGCCCAUUCAAGCGCGACAAGAUCAAGGUAUACGAGGAGCCGCGGCUUCGCGAACAGGAUUUUGGGAAUUUUCAACCAUGCAGUGCCGAGAUGGAGCGUAUGUGGCAGGAGCGCGCCGACUACGGUCACUUCUUCUACCGCAUCCCUAAUGGCGAGAGCGCUGCCGAUGCGUAUGACCGGAUCAGCGGGUUUAACGAGAGUCUGUGGCGGCAGUUUGGGGAGGACGACUUCGCGAGUGUCUGCGUGCUGGUCACGCACGGCCUUAUGUCCCGUGUGUUCCUCAUGAAGUGGUACCAUUUCAGCGUUGAAUACUUCGAAGACCUGCGCAAUGUAAACCACUGCGAGUUCCUCAUCAUGCGUCGUAACGACGAGAACGGCAAGUACAUACUCGAGAACAAGCUGCGGACAUGGUCGGAGCUCAAGCGGGAGCGAGCACAGCAGCUAGCCACGGAGAACGGCGAGGAUGGGAAGGAGAACGGAAACAGUAAGGACGUCUCUACGCUCACGCGUGCCAGUACGGUCGAGGUUCGACGUCGUUGGGGAGGCUGUCCCAACGGCUGCAACCACGACAAGAGCUUCAAGAUCCGCCAGACGCUGGCUGACCUGGUCAAGAGCGACAACAUCAUCUCUAACCACGCCGUCGGCCUGGCUGAGAGCGAGACCGGGAGCGGGAGCUGCAGCGCUUCAGGCGGCAGCAAUAUCACUGCCGUGGCCAACGGGAGUAGCGGGGUCGCUGCUGGAGCAACCCACGGCAUCACCAACCCGUCUUUCAACGGCACAGGCAACAGCCAGACCCUGGUCAGCCGGAGACCGGCGGCCAGACGGUUCCAGUCCCAGACAAGCGACGGGACCGACGCCUCCCCCGAGCUCACCCUAAUAAAAGGCCCGCAAAUCGACGUGACCAAGGCUCGCGAUGAAGUGGUGUCCAGCCCAGAUGGCACGCCCUCCUUCAUCUCAGUGGACGACCGCCUCCGCUCACGCAUCAAGAGCCCCAAUCUGCCGCCGCGCCCGCUCGGACCGGCGCAGCUGCACGUCGGCCGUGACUUCGGCGGCAGCUACAGCGGGCACAACAGCGCGGCGAGCGACGACGACCACGACCACGACCAUGUCUCCUCCUCCGAAGACAACAGCCACCGUCGCCAGGGCGCCGAUGCGCCGGUCACACCCUCCUCGACCACCGCCAGCGAAAGCGGGGGUGCCGGCGCAAAUGAGAAAUUGAGUACCACGAAGCAGCCUCCACACCGGCUGCUGCACCAUCAUCACCAGAUGCUCCCGCACCGCCAUCGCGAGCAGCGCGAGCAGUCCCGCAUGGGCCGUGGCACCCGAGCCAAUCGGCUGGGCGACCACCACAGCAGUGACGGGGAGCACGAGGCCGACGGCGAGCACGAGCCGGAUGCGGAUGCGGAUGCGGAUGCGGACGAGCGCGAGCUGGGCGAGGAGAGCGGGUCGGAGCUGACGAGGGAAGAGGAGGUGGUGGACGACGAGUUGCGCGCUGCUGAGGCGGAGGAUCGGAGUAUUCAGGGAAGCGUUUACUAAGGCGGCCUUUUCGUGUGUGGUUGGCCUGCGAAUGUGUCAUGAGGUAUGAGUGAUUAUGCAUGGUGCCUUGUUUUUCUGUCUUUCUCGGUCUCGGAGUUGAAUGAAGCAGGCCGGGCGAUCUAUGGAAGCUUUUUGCUUU